Molecule: messenger RNA, 2571 nt
Organism: Scheffersomyces stipitis CBS 6054
Lineage: Eukaryota; Fungi; Ascomycota; Pichiomycetes; Serinales; Debaryomycetaceae
Gene: MGM1
Product: dynamin-related GTPase
Exons: 1
Coding region: 1-2571 (856 amino acids)
Cellular component (GO): membrane; microtubule; cytoplasm
Molecular function (GO): GTPase activity; GTP binding; microtubule binding
Source: RefSeq, a predicted model, not a curated record
AUGCGUCACAUUGGGUUCAUCAAGAUUCUAGCCAAAACGACAAGGAUCCCGGCGUAUGUGGGGGGCACCCUUGCUGCUGGUGGGUCUUAUGUAGCUUACAAGGUGGAGCAGGCUCUGACGUAUACUCAAGACCAGCUUCUGUCAAUCAAAGACUUCACGCAAGGCGUUUUUGAUACUGCCGGCGACUUUUUCAAGGGAAUGGGUGGCAAACUGUCGGAGAGCGGUGGAAGCUCGGGGGGCUCCGGUUCGCCUGGCGGAAGUAAUGAUACCACUACAGCCGUAGGAGCCACGGCAGCAGCUCUAGGCUUGACUUCUGAAGAUGAAAAUGAGUCAGAAGAUGAUGAAAAUGAUGAUUUAGCUCAAGAUGAAGAUGAGGAGACGCUUUACAAUGACUACGAUGACGAUGAUGACUUGGAAAACGACGAAACCAGCAACGAAAUGCUCAAUUUGACCCGGCAAAUGAUCGAAAUCAGAAACUUGCUUGCGUCCAUCGAUCAUGACGGAUUGCGUUUGCCAUCUAUCGUAGUCAUUGGCUCUCAAUCUAGCGGAAAAUCGUCGGUUUUGGAAGCCAUCGUGGGCCAAGAAUUCUUGCCCAAGGGUUCGAAUAUGGUCACAAGAAGACCGAUCGAAUUGACAUUGAUCAACACACCAGAAGCUGCUGCUGAUGUCGCUGAGUUUCCCGCAUUGAAGAUGCACAACUUGACUGAUUUUGAACAGGUCCAGAAGAUCUUGCUCGAUUUGAAUUUGGCAGUUCCUGAAAAAGACUGUAUUUCCAGUGAUCCAAUUCAGAUCACCAUUAGAUCGCCUAGAGUACCCGACUUGUCGCUCGUAGAUUUACCUGGUUAUAUCCAAGUGGAAGCUGCUGAUCAGCCGUUGGAGUUGAAACAGAAAAUCCGGAAGCUUUGUGACAGAUACUUGGAAGCUCCUAACAUCAUUUUGGCCAUAUCUGCUGCUGAUGUCGAUUUGGCAAAUUCCAGUGCCUUAAGAGCUUCAAGAACUGCGGAUCCCCGAGGUGAAAGAACAAUAGGGGUAGUUACCAAGAUUGAUUUGGUAGAUCCCGAGAGAGCGACCAAGAUCUUGACUAAUAAGAAGUACCCACUCAGAAUGGGCUAUGUGGGCGUAAUAACGAAGGCUCCCCCCACUUCUAAAGGUGGAUCAGGCCUAUUCUCGAGGAAGGCCAUCUCAGGAUACCAGGCUUAUGUGGCACAGCAAAAUUUUGAACAUAGCUAUUUGAAGGAAAACAAAGAAGACUUCUACGGUACUACAACUGGAACCAGAAACUUAAAGAAGAAACUUAUGAAAGUUCUUGAAAAAUCGAUGGCAGCAUCGUUGGCACCAACGCAUUUGGCAAUCCAACAAGACCUAGAAGAGACAUCAUAUCAGUUCAAAGUAGAAUUCAAUGAUCGUCCUCUUACACCUGAGAUGUAUUUGGCCAACAAUAUCGACAUGCUAAAGUUGGCCACAAAAGAUUUGAGCCAUGAAUUCUCACGUCGUGAGUUGAAGUCGUUAUUGAAAAAUGAACUCGACCAGAAAGUGUUAGACCUACUUGCUGAAAGAUACUGGAAUAAGCCUUUUAACUUGAAGCAAAAUCAAAAUGCUCUUGUGGAACCAAAUUUGAAAGAACUUUCUCAAAUCACGAACAUCGAUGACGACAUAUACUGGCACAAGAAAUUGGACCUAACCACAAGCUCGUUGACGAAAAUGGGCGUUGGCAGAAUAUCAACAAGUCUUGUUACAAAUGCAUUGCUUAAAGAAAUCGAGAAUUUGGUAGACAACACUCAGUUAAAGAACCAUCCUAUGGCAAAGAAUGCCGUCAGCGAAGCGGCCAAGACUGUUUUGGGCGCCAAAUACUACUCGACUGCUGACCAGGUUGAAAACUGUAUAAAACCAUACAAGUAUGAGAUCGAAAUCGAAGACAGAGAAUGGCAAGCCAGCAAAGAGAAUUCCGUAAGAUUGUUAAAGGAAGAAAUUAGACAAUGUGACGAGGUGUACAAUAACUUGAAGAAGCAGAUAGGAGGCAGAAAACUCCAACAGGUGGUAUCUUAUUUGGAAAGACUAAAGCAACAACAGACUACUGAUGUUGACUUCAAUUCGCCAGAGGCGCUUGGUUUCUCACCAAGUUUGAUCCAGAGAGGUCAGGAUGCUAUCUUCUUAAAGGACAGACUUUCUUUGCUUAAGAUGAGAUACCUGUUCGUCAAAAAUUCUAAGAAGUGUAAGAAGAAAGAAAACAAGUACCAGUGUCCGGAGAUUUUCUUGGAUGCUGUGGCUUCUAAGGUUACUUCUACUUCCAUCCUUUUUUUGAAUGUAGAAUUGCUUAGUGAUUUCUACUACAAUUUCCCCAGAGAAUUGGAUAUGAAAUUCUUUAACAACUUGAGCAAGGAAGAAAUCGAAAAGUUUGCUAAAGAAGACCCCAGAAUCAAGAAGCACAUUGAAUUACAAGAGAGAAAAGACUUGUACGAAAAUGCCUUAAGCAAGAUUGAAAGUGUUUUAGCAAUUCAAAGAACCAAGACAACUGGCAUUGUUAAAAACGAAAAGACUGGUGGCUCUUCAAUCUUCAACUGGGGAAAGUAA